UGGCGCCUCCGUGUGCGACUUGAGCGUAUUGCUGUGAGUCUGUCAGCCGCCUGUCUUGACCAGCUGGCUCUGUGGCUCCCACCGGCUCUGUGCUGCGCGGGAAGAACUCUGGGGAACACUCAAGGCACACGAUGGUGCGGAGGAAGUGAUGUUUGAGGAUGUGGCUGUGGACUUCACUUUGGAGGAAUGGGCUCUGCUGGAUCCAUCCCAAAAGAAGCUCUACAGAGACGUGAUGUCAGAAACACUGAGGAACAUGUCUGCUAUAGAAACCUUGACUGACCAGCUAAUUGAAAAUAGGAGCACAUUUUGGAGAAGAAACCUAAGAAGUGAAGAUGUAGAGAAAUGUUACCGGUAUAAAAUAUGGAAUCCACAUAAAGAAGAGUGUUUUUGGACUUCAGACCCUAAUGUUACCAUGAAAACACUUGGUACACAACCAGCUGAAGGUUUUGCUUAUAGAAAUUAUCUGAUAGGUCAGGCAUCAGCGAACGUACCCAUCAGAGCUCACAAAUCAUGUGAGUGUCCGGUAUUGGAAGUGAAGCUGUCUACGUGUAAUGAACAUCAGGAAACCUGCAGUAAUUUCCAGUCCUUUCAGAAACAUGAAGCAACAAAAGCUGGAAAGAAACCCCAUGAAUAUGAGCGCUGUGGGAAAUCCUACUCUGAUCGCAGUGAACGAAGUCGCACUGGAGAGAAGCCCUUGGUACCUAAAGAAAAAGAUAAAGUCUAUAUAUGUAAGCAGUGUGACAAAUCUUUCAGAAGUAAAUCCUAUUAUAAAAUCCAUGAAAGAACACACACUGGGGAGAAACCCUAUAUAUGCAAGCAGUGUGGGAAAGCUUUCAUCAGCAACAGCAAUUAUAAAAAACAUGAAAGAAUUCACACUGGGGAGAAGCCCUAUGCGUGUAAGCAAUGUGGGAGAGCCUUCAGGAAAAAGAUUCAUUGUCAGAUACAUGAAAGGACUCACACUGGAGAGAAACCUUAUGUAUGCAAGCGAUGUGGAAAAGCUUUCAUCACACAAACCAAUUGUAAAAACCAUGAAAGAACUCACACUGGAGAAAAACCUUAUGUAUGUAUGCAAUGUGGGAAAGCAUUCAUGACACAAAGCAGUUGUAAAACCCACGAAAGGACUCACACUGGAGAGAGACCUUAUGUAUGUAGGCAGUGUGGGAAAGAUUUUAUCGCACGAUGUAAUUGUAAAGAACAUAAAAGAAAUCACUGUGGAGAAAAACCCUACGUGUGUAAGCACUGUGGGAAAGCUUUCACCACUCACAGUUAUUGUCAGACCCACGAAAGAAUUCACACGGGGGAGAAGCCGUACGUUUGUAAGCAGUGUGAGAAAACAUUUGUCACUCACAGGUCUUGUCAAAUCCAUGAGAAAUCUCACGCUGGGGAGAAGCCCUGUGUAUGUAAGCAGUGUGGAAAAGCAUUCACCACUCAUAGUUCUUGUCAAAUCCAUGAGAAAUCUCACGCUGGGGAGAAGCCUUAUGUAUGUAAGCAAUGUGGAAAAGCAUUUACCUCUCAACGUUAUUGUCAAACCCAUGAAAAAGCUCACACUGGACAGAAACCCUAUGUUUGUAAGCAGUGUGGGAAAUCUUUCAUCUCUCACAGUCAGCAUCAAAUACAUGAAAGAAGUCACACUGGGGAGAAGCCUUAUGUAUGUAAACAGUGUGGGAAAGCCUUUCCCACUCAAAAUGGUUGUCUAACACAUGAAAGAAGUCACACUGGAGAGAAGCCUUUUCUGUGUAAGCAGCGUGGGAAAGCCUUUCCUACUAGCGGUUCAUUUGGUCGACACAAAGUGAGUCACCCUGGUGAGAAACCCUAUGUAUGUGAUCAGUGUGGGAAAGCUUUUCCUUAUCACAGUUCAUUCUAUAAACAUCAAAGAAUGCACUGUAGAAGUCGUGUGCAUGUAAGCAGUGAUUGAAAGCUUUCACCAGUCACAUUGAUUUCUGAAGAUAUAAAAAUAGUCACACUGGAGAGAAACCUUAGGUGGAAUAUGUGAGAGCAUUUUGUGUUUCCCAUAAUUUCAGAAAACAUGAACAGUCACAGAGUAAGUAUGAAUAAUGUGGGAAGUCUUCAUUUAUACGUGAUUUUUUACACACACAUUGCAUUGUGGAGAAACCGUAUCAAUGCCUAUUGUUUGGGAAUACUGCUAGUCGUUAUCCUUAAUAUAUAUUUUAUGUGAAUACCUCUAGUCGUUUUGGUUUUAUUCACAGAGCACAUGAACACAGUACAGUGACAAGCCAUCUGUAUACAGGAAGUAUACAAGUAAUGAAGCAGAUUGUGUCAAAGCCCCGUGAGUGUGCAAGGUUCUCAAUUAUAAGUCAUCAACAUCUUUGGAACAUUUCUCAUGUGCAAAUUCAUACAAGUAAAUUGACAAUGUGAUGUCAGUUAUUUGUGUAAAAUUCUGCAGAAAGCGUACAACCAAAGGAGGUAUCCUAGAGGCUAAAUGUAGUGUGUACACCUGUAACUCAUAGUUUUUUUGGUGGUUGUUUUUGUUUUUUGGUACUGGGGAUCAAACUCGGGUCCUUGCACUUGCAAGGCAGG
Messenger RNA from Fukomys damarensis (Damara mole-rat), 2538 nucleotides. Its product is annotated as zinc finger protein 14-like. Lineage: Eukaryota; Metazoa; Chordata; Mammalia; Rodentia; Bathyergidae. Gene Ontology annotation, biological process: negative regulation of transcription by RNA polymerase II. Gene Ontology annotation, cellular component: nucleus. The coding region runs from base 149 to 1915 and encodes 588 amino acids. The transcript is spliced from 4 exons. The record is from RefSeq and is a predicted model, not a curated record. Gene Ontology annotation, molecular function: DNA-binding transcription repressor activity, RNA polymerase II-specific; RNA polymerase II transcription regulatory region sequence-specific DNA binding.